Messenger RNA from Lycium ferocissimum, 1543 nucleotides. RefSeq names its product KH domain-containing protein At3g08620-like. The coding region runs from base 325 to 1191 and encodes 288 amino acids. Gene Ontology annotation, biological process: regulation of mRNA splicing, via spliceosome. NCBI's taxonomy places the organism in Eukaryota, Viridiplantae, Streptophyta, Magnoliopsida, Solanales, Solanaceae. The transcript has 7 exons. Gene Ontology annotation, molecular function: mRNA binding. The record is from RefSeq and is a predicted model, not a curated record. Gene Ontology annotation, cellular component: nucleus.
AAACAAGCAAGAAGACAGAAUUAUUUACAGUUUGCUCUUACGCAUACCACAACAAAAAACGUGUUCUUAUUUCUACCCCACACAUAUUUAAGCUUCCAACUCAAUGACACUCAACAAAAAGGCCAUUCAUUUGAAUAAACAUUUGAGUUUUUUUUUUUCUCUUCUAAUUAUUUCAUAAUUUUUCUAGUAUUUAUUUCCUGUCCUGUUCUCCAGGGUUUCACUAUACAGGCCGUUCUUCUUUGCUGUCUGUCUUUUUAACCAAAAAAAAAAAAAAAACAUUUGUUGCUGCUAGAUGUUUCAGACCCUUUUCUUGAAUUGAAGGUCAUGUCUAAUUUGUACAAUCAGAACUUGAAUUUCUCACCUGCAAGAGCUGUUUCUCCUCAUAUAAGGACCAACCUAGAUGUUGAAAGUCAGUACUUGACAGAGCUGUUAGCAGAAAGACAGAAGCUUGGACCCUUUACGCAAGUUCUUCCAAUAUGUAACCGACUCUUGAAUCAAGAAAUAUUAAGGGUUUCUGGUACGAUCCCCAAUCAAGGACUUAGUGACUAUGACAGACUACAGCGUGGCAGCGCUAGUCCUAUGGCUUCCUUUGACAUGAUGCAAGAUAUUGGAGGAAAACCCUUAGGUGGCUGGACUGGGAAUGGAUGGAACAACUCUCAAGAGCAAAGGCUAGGUGGACGACAGGGAAUGCCCAUUGACUGGCAAGCAACACCAGGAAGUCCAAGUUCAUUUGUUGUGAAGAGGGUUUUGCGGUUAGACAUACCCGUUGAAAGAUAUCCAAAUUUCAACUUUGUUGGGCGGCUUUUGGGACCUAGAGGCAAUUCUCUGAAACGGGUGGAAGUUUCCACUGGAUGUCGUGUAUUUAUAAGAGGAAAGGGUUCAAUUAAAGACCCUGACAAGGAGGAAAGUCUAAGGGGACGACCAGGUUACGAACACCUCAAUGAGCCAUUGCAUGUUUUACUUGACGCAGAAUUACCCAUCAACAUCGUUGAUACACAACUGAAACAAGCAAGGGAAAUUAUUGAAGAAUUACUAAAACCUGUGGAUGAAUCGCAAGACAUAUAUAAAAGGCAACAGCUUAGGGAACUUGCUUUGCUGAAUAACAAUUUCAGAGAAGAGAGUCCCCAACCAAGGGGCAGUCUAUCUCCUUUUAGCUCAAGUGGGAUGAAGCGUGCGAAAACUGGUUGGUGACAGAUGCCAAGGCUUUUUUUCCAGACUUGAGGUGCAUUCAUAUAGCUGCAUGACAAAUUCCUGACUUGAGGAUGCAUAUGGUACUAUUGCACCUGAAGACAAGUGUGGCUUUGUGGACUUUGGCUGUGGUAAAAAAAUAGGAUGUUGCAGAACAAAAACAGCAUAUGGGCCGAUAACCUCUUACUCAUUUGGUGACUCUAGUUUUUUUGUUUUUUGUUAUUAGAGUAGUAUUAUUAUUUGAUUUAUUUGUUAUUGACUUACUGUUGAUAAGUGUGGUUUUGUUAUCCUUUUUCCGUUGCUUGUCUUAAGUGUAAUUCAUUACAUCCUAUGUCUAAAUAUAUAAUUUGGUUUA